This is a messenger RNA of Amblyraja radiata (thorny skate), 1881 nucleotides long. It is a transcript of the gene tbx21, whose product is annotated as T-box transcription factor 21. Gene Ontology annotation, cellular component: nucleus; chromatin. Gene Ontology annotation, biological process: cell fate specification; lymphocyte migration; regulation of transcription by RNA polymerase II. Gene Ontology annotation, molecular function: RNA polymerase II cis-regulatory region sequence-specific DNA binding; DNA-binding transcription factor activity, RNA polymerase II-specific. The record is from RefSeq and is a predicted model, not a curated record. NCBI's taxonomy places the organism in Eukaryota, Metazoa, Chordata, Chondrichthyes, Rajiformes, Rajidae. The coding region runs from base 5 to 1726 and encodes 573 amino acids. The transcript is spliced from 6 exons.
GUCCAUGGGAGGAACGAGUCCAGACUCCGGCCCCAACUUUCCCAUAGCUAUGUUGAACCAGCCAGAGAGCAGCGAGAAUUUCAACAAAGACGCCGAGAGGAAUAAGUCGAUGCAAGACUACCAGGACCUGAGAUAUGGGAUGCAGGAUAGGUUCUACUUAAUGGGAGACCAGUGCCAGGGUUCCCCGGACUCUGUCCCUCUCCCUUACCCAAGCCAGCACAUCUCGGCCGCCGGGAUCACCGUGGGCAACGCCAGCAGGUAUUUGACACCGGCCUUGUCUAAUUGCCCCUACCCCGGCAAUAGACCGCAAGUCGCCGGAGUGCCCAGCUACCCGAGCCCAGGAACUGAAGUCUACGCGGCAGGCACCGACUCCUUCUCUGCCCCCUACCCUCACACCUACCAACGGACUUCACUCUGCGCGGUGCCGGGGUUGCAAGCAUCGGGGAAGGUGCAGAUUAUGCUAUGCAACUACCAACUCUGGUCUAAAUUUCACAAGCAUCAAACGGAGAUGAUAAUCACCAAACAGGGCAGGCGGAUGUUUCCUUUCCUGAGUUUUAACAUCACGGGCCUGGAUCCUUCUGCUCACUAUAACAUUUAUGUGGAUGUUAUCCUGGCAGACCAACAUCACUGGCGAUACCAGGGAGGAAAGUGGGUGCAGUGCGGCAAGGCAGAAGGCAACAUGCAAGGAAACCGGAUGUACAUGCACCCGGACUCACCAAACACAGGAGCCCACUGGAUGCGGCAGGAAAUCUCCUUUGGUAAACUCAAGCUGACCAACAACAAAGGAGCAUCCAACAACGUCACCCAGAUGAUCGUGCUGCAGUCGCUGCACAAGUACCAGCCGCGACUUCACGUGGUGCAAGUCAAGGAGGACGGAACCGAAGAGCCGUUCCUCACGUCAAAGAUGCAGGCGUUCACGUUCCCCGAAACGCAAUUCAUCGCUGUCACCGCCUACCAGAACGCUGAUAUCACCCAACUUAAAAUAGACCACAACCCUUUUGCAAAGGGCUUCAGAGACAAUUUUGACUCAAUGUACACCACUUCGGAAGGAGAUCGCCUGACUCCCUCUCCGCCCGACCAGCAGAACUGCCAGCAGUUAGUGCCUGGCCCUCGCUACCAGCCUUUCCUUCACGACCAGUAUAUGAAUGCCCUGCCCCAGGGCAGGUACUACAAUGGAGAACGGACUAUGUCCCACACGUCCAAGCACAGGGAGGACAUCACAAACCCUCACCGCUGGUUCAUGUCCCCAGUCCAGCAGUCCACCGCCAACCGGCUAGAUUUCAGCACGUACGAUCCCGACUACUCGGGGAACGCGUUUAUGACUUACAGCAUGAAGGGGUUCCCUCUCCAAGCAAGUCCCCAUGCCCUUGGUUACUACCAGGAUCAUCCAUUCAGUUCGGGUAACACCUGGGGUGCCAGGGGGACAGCCGGCCAGUACCACCACGGCAAGCCUGGUUCAGCUCUGACCUGGUACAGACCGGUUGGCGAUGCCAGGCCAGCGCUGCCCAGCCUGGAGGACAAAAGCAAGGAAGCGGAGGACUCCUCCUGGCUCGAGCCCCCCUCUGUAAAGUCCGCAGACUCCUCCGACUCGGGACUGUACGAGGUGGAGUGUAAACGGAGGAAGGUGUCUCCCUACACCUCCAGCACCGAGAACUCGCCCCCCAACCAGAGCAGCGAGAAGGAAAACGGCAGCGAUACCGGCUACUACAGUUUCUACGCCAACUGAGUCACUCCCCGGGCAGCGGCGGGCGAGACCCUGACCAGUGAUAUGUGUGUGUGUGCUGCAAACUCACUCUGCUACCAACUCCUGAGACUGGCCAACACUGUCUCACGCCCCUCAACACCAGCGCAGGCAGUGGGCAAUGCCCCUUUAAUAUCCAU